UCAUCCUCCACAGGCCGGUCGGCUGCAGCCAGCAUGUCGAACUCGGAGAGGGUUGUGUUGGCUCUGGGAGGAGCGGGCACCGUGGGCUCCGGGGUGGUUAAAGCUCUGCUGGACAAAGGUUUCAAAGUGGCAGUGAUCUCCAGGGAAAGCAGUCGGCUGGAGAGGCUCCAAUCAUUUGUCUCUCCCAGCACUAAGGAGAACCUCACCACUCUGGUGGGGGAUGUGGGCUCAGAGGGGGGGGCAGAGACAGUGAAGCAGGCGCUGCUGAAGACGGUGGGGAAAGUGACAGAUGUUGUGUCCUCUCUGGGCUUCAGCUGGUGGCAAGGAGGACCCCCCCACACACAGUCCCUCAAAGACCUGCACUGGGUAGUUGAGACAUUACUUUUCAGCACAUUUGUGUCAUGGAAGGCCUUCUUCCCCUUGGUGAGGGACGACUCCAACUCUACCUACACCUUCAUCACAGGGGGAGCGGGGGAGAAGCUGCUGAUGCCUGGGACCGGCUUCCUGACCGUCGGCGCUGCCAGCACCCUGGCCUUCUGUAAGGUUCUGCGGGAGGAGUAUCCUGAGGUGCCCUGCAAACUCAACCAGGUGAAGAUCAAUGCAGGUGUAGGCACUCCGGGGCACAUGGCCCCCGGGUUCCUGAACCACCUGGAGCUGGGCGAGGCUGUGGCCGCCCUCGUGGAAAGACGAAGCCCCUCCCACUCCGUGGUCACCGUCAACUGCCCGGCAGACCUAAAGACUGUGUGUCUGGAGAGGAGCCUUUAGACACAGAACCCCCCGUGAGAUCAGCCUGCCCCCCGGUCUGAACUCUGCACCAACACAGUCACAGUGCUCCAUUUGAUUCCUUUCUUAAAAAUCCAUGCCCAACGUUGUCUGUUGUUAGUGUAUGCUGUAUAUUCAUUUCUCUGUUCUCAGAUUAUGAGCAUUUCCUUGCAUGUGCUGUUGUGUUAUAUGUUGGUAAAAAAAAAGCUAAGUAUUUGAAAUAUUUACUUUUCAUUCUUUCCUACUUUUGUAUAAAUAUUAUCACACUUGUUCUGUCUUUUGCAUUGUUGGAAUACAUGGUACCCAAUGUAAUGCUGCCAUUUCUCCAUGGAUCAACAAAACAUCAUUUUUAUAUAAAACUAAACCUCUUAUCAACUGUUCUAAAAAGAAGAGGGUGUUAGCUUGAAUUUAAGGUACUCUGUGGAGUAAUUAUUGAUGCAUGCUUUGUUCUGUAUAAGCAAAAAAGCAACAAUCCAGGAAGAACAAGAUUGUUAGCCAGUAAACAUUUUGUAAACAGUGCAGGUUUUUAACCCUAGCAACAAUGGACUCUGUUUAAUAAAAAGGGAAAUGGCAUUUAACAAGGAAGCUCUUAAUGGUUUAACAGUUCACUUUAACUGUAACAGGGUACUUUCAUUCUUGGACAUAAAUGUGCAACAUGGUCAAAGAAUGAUAGAGAUACGACAUUUACAAAAUGGUCGGUAACAUUUGGUACAACAUGUUGAAGUAGUUGUGGAGAGUACUAUAAAGUACCUCAAAUUUCAAAUACUUUCUCACCUGGAAAAUGCAUGAAGUGGGUGGGAUUGUGUCCGUUUUAGAAAGUGAUAUAAAUAGUCAAAUUUGGUUCCCCAUAUUCCAUUGUUUGUUGGAAAUGUUUAAUAAACAGACGACCUCAUGGA
Notothenia coriiceps (black rockcod) is the source of this 1658-nucleotide messenger RNA. RefSeq lists its product as uncharacterized. The record is from RefSeq and is a predicted model, not a curated record. The transcript is spliced from 6 exons. NCBI's taxonomy places the organism in Eukaryota, Metazoa, Chordata, Actinopteri, Perciformes, Nototheniidae. Bases 34 to 765 code for a protein of 243 amino acids. Gene Ontology annotation, molecular function: 2,4-dienoyl-CoA reductase (NADPH) activity. Gene Ontology annotation, cellular component: mitochondrion. Gene Ontology annotation, biological process: fatty acid beta-oxidation.